UGAUGUUUCAGAUGGAGUCGAAUAAACUUAAUGAGGAAUAAUUUAAUCUCUUGGUAUAAGAUGGGGAACAAACAUAUAUAGUGCUUAAUUUUCACUAAUUACAGAUAAAUAUAAAGGACCUUGUUAUUAUAAAUCGUAAUUAAUAAUUUAAUGAUCUCCUAUUAUUUAAGAUAAAUUUUAAUUUAUAUUGAAUUUUUUAUCUAGUGUAUUCCAUAUAGAAUCAGAAGCUUAAAUGUUAACGCUUCCUAAACAUUCGAAAACUUCCAAGUAGAAUUAAGAAGGAGAAUUCAUAUAAAACUCAUAUGUUUGCAUAUUUUUAAAGGCUAGUUCUUAUAUAUAAUUACCUUAUGGAAUUAUAUAGCUAAUUUCUUAUGAAUUUAUAUUCAAUUCAUAUUUAAUUUGAUAUUGUUGAUAAUUUUAACUAUCAUGUUUCAAGGUUAUUUAAUACCAAAUAUUUGACUAAUAUUUAAUUUUAUAUUUAUAUAAAAUAAAAUUUUGGGCUUGAAAAUCCUCUUUUUCAUUUUCAAUUAUUAAAGGAGAAGUCUCUUCUUCAUCAUUUGAUGUCGUAUUUUAAAAUUACUAUAAAAUAAUUUCCGGACGUAAACCUCUUGUGAAUGUACUUUUAUUUUAAAUAUAAGUGCUGUAAAAUAAGCUUAGUUGCAUUUCCAAAAUGGAUGUUUAAGGCUCAAAAUAGAAUACUUCAUCGAUUCCGUAUUAUAUAUAACCUUUUUCUACAUUACCAAAGUCUAUAUAUUUAGGUUCAGAUGUUAUUUUUUUAUCUUCCUUUUUUUUUCUAUAAACCUUCACAUGUAUUUAAUAUAUAGAAGAUGCGUAAGCCUUUACCGAUAAAUAAUAAGUCCCCUUCAUAUCUUAAUUUUCUUCGUUUUCAUUAGUUUAUUAAUACACUAUUUAAUCUUGGUUUAUAUCAUAAGCAAAAACAGUAUCUUCAUUAUCAGGAUAGGGUGUUUUUUUGGAAGAAAAGACUGAUAUUUAGCCAGAAAUAGUUAUAUAUGAGAAUACUAUUUUAUAAAUAUUAUCUUUCGAAUUUUUUUUUAUAGAAAACUUAUAGUAUUCAGCAUGUCCUUGUUCUAGUGCACUUCUAUAGUUUGUAUUUUCUUUUAGUUUUAUAUAUGAAAAUGGGUGUUUUGCAAAAAGUUUAAAUUAAGUAUUUUUAAUUGCUUUUAUACCUACUGUAAUAAAACGUUUUUAGACUUUUUUUUAGUCGAAAAAGUCUUUUUUUUUUAUCGUAAUUUAAAUUUUGUGCUCUUUUUUGCUCUAUUCGGUACUUUUUAGGUUUAUUUAGUCGGCAUUUUAGUCAUUUAUAACACACUAUUCAUUACUGUUAUCACAUAUUUUUAUGUAAAAUUCUAAAUUAGAACCUAUUAGGAGAAAGGUGGCCUAAAAUUCAUCCUACAUUUCAUAUUUUAACGUCAAACUGUAGUUUACAAAGUCAUUCUAUUCUAAAUAGCCGUUCUCAGGAUAAUCAAAUAAUAAAGCACGGUCUUCAAAAGUAGAAAUAUAAUUAUAAAUAACAAAAGAAGCAGCCGAUUACCCAUAUACAAUCAAAUAAAAGACAUCAUUGAUGUCAAAGCUUUCCUUCUUAACUAAAGAUGGGGAUAAACUGAGACUUUCUGUACCCUCUUUUUAAACUGAAGACCAUUUAUAUUAGGAUGUGUCAGAUGGAUUAUCUGGUAAUUCGUUAAAUGUUAUAUAUAGGUCCGGAUUUCCCUAAAAAGGGUCUAGUUCGAAGGAAAUUUGCAUAUCUUUUUGGUUAUUUUUCUCAUUUAUUAAACUUAAGGAAUAAUCAUCUAAAAUAAGCUUGAAAAUACGUACCUGCUCUGCAUCAACCAUAUCGGAGAGGUCUUAAAAAAGAUGAAUUUUUCUUAUUUUAUAAAAAGAUUCAGUUUGAAAACUCACAAUAGCUUGUUUAGGUAAAUAUAAGGAAAUUACAUAAUUUUUCUAUGUUAUAUAUUCUUGGUUUUAAUUAGCCUCUAUUAAUACACUUUGGCCAUUUAACAUUAUUUCUUCAGCAUAAAAGUCGAAAUCAGAUGGAUUAGGAAUGGCUACUAAACCUUCCUUUACAUAAAGACGGAUAGGAGAGUUUAUUUCAGUCGGGUUUAGUAUAUAAGCCUCUAUUAAUAAGUGACUGAUGGGGAAAUGGUCAUCUGGUAUAUUUAAGUAUAUGAUUUUUUCAGUUGAGGUGUCUUUAUCAGCUCUUAGCAUUGUGUAUUCGUCUAUAAAUAAUUUAUCAGGGGCUUCUUGGAAUAUCUAGAUAUUGAAUACACAUUUGCUUUAGCAGAAAAUUCCCAUAUAGAUCCUCUUUUAUGUUUACUCUAGUUAAAAUGAACAAAAAUCUUAGCCUUAAAAACCACAUACAGUAUCACUUUGGUUAUAUCCGUUAGGAUAUUCUUCUUGAAAAGAAAUAAAUAAAGCAGGAGAAUGUAAAAAGUCUUCUUUUCCAGAAACAAUUAUUGUAAGGGGUAUAUUAUAGUUAAAGCCUUAAUUAUCUUCAGUGUCAAAAUAAAAAAAGGAAACUGGCUAGUAUAGAACUUAAGUUUCGAUUUUUCCUAUUAUUUUCUAAUUAUUGUUUAAAUAGAUUUCUUUAGAUUUCAUUUAAUACUAUUCACUUUCUUUCGGAGGAUUUUUAGAUUAUUAAUCUUUAUCAUCGGUUUAUUUUUCUUCUUCUUCUUUUUCUUCAUCCUCUUCUUUGUCUUCAGUUUAGACUUCUUCAUCUGAUUGAUCUUUGUCUUCUGAUUGUUCUUCAUUUUAGUCUUUUUUUUAUUAUUAUUCUUUAUCUUCUUAUUCAUCAUUUUAUUCAAUUUAUUCUUCUUCUAAUUUUUCAUCUUGGUUUUAUUAGGCUUCUUUUUAUUUUUAUUUUUUUAGUUCUUCUUCUUGUUGCUUUUUUUAUUAAGCUUUUUUUUUUCUUUCUUCUCUUUCUUUUUUUUUUUUUUCUUGUUUUUCUUUUCUUUUUUUUUUAAAUUCUUCUUCUUUUUUCUUUUUUUCUUCUUCUUCUUUUUUCUUUUGUUCUUCUUCUUAUUUUUUCUUUUAUUCUUCUUCUUGUUUUUUCUUUUAUUCUUCUUCUUAUUAUUUUUUCUUUUAUUCCUCUUCUUGUUUUUUCUUUUAUUCUUCUUCUUGUUUUUUUUUUUAUUCUUCUUCUUGUUUUUUUUUUUAUUCUUCUUCUUAUUUUUUCUUUUAUUCUUUUUCUUGUUUUUUCUUUUUUUCUUCUUCUUCUUUUUUCUUUUGUUCUUCUUCUUAUUUUUUCUUAAAUUCUUCUUCUUAUUUUUUCUUUUAUUCUUCUUCUUGUUUUUUCUUUUAUUCUUCUUCUUGUUUUUUCUUUUAUUCUUCUUCUUGUUUUUUUUUUUAUUCUUCUUCUUGUUUUUUUUUUUAUUCUUCUUCUUAUUUUUUCUUUUAUUCUUUUUCUUGUUUUUUCUUUUUUUCUUCUUCUUCUUUUUUCUUUUGUUCUUCUUCUUAUUUUUUCUUUUAUUCUUUUUCUUCUUUUUUCUUUUUUUCUUCUUCUUCUUUUUUCUUUUGUUCUUCUUCUUAUUUUUUCUUUUAUUCUUCUUCUUGUUUUUUCUUUUAUUCUUCUUCUUGUUUUUUCUUUUGUUCUUCUUCUUAUUUUUUCUUCAUUUCUUCUUCAUUUUCUUGUUUACCUUUUUAUUCUUCAUGAUCUUAUUAAUCAUUUUAUUAUUGUUAUUAAUCUGUUUAUUUGUUUUAAUUUUCAAGUUAGUCAUUUUUGACAUCAUUUUAUUCCUAAUUAUCAUCGUCUUAAUCUAAAAAUCUAUUUUAAAUAUCUUAUUAUUUAUCUUAAUCUAAAAUAGGUUAUUUAUAGUUAUCAUCAAAAAUUCUUAAAUAUCUAUUUUAAUAAUAAGUAUUUUAUUAUGUAAUAGUAUUUGAUAUUCUGU
Molecule: messenger RNA, 3902 nt
Organism: Ichthyophthirius multifiliis
Lineage: Eukaryota; Ciliophora; Oligohymenophorea; Hymenostomatida
Exons: 1
Biological process (GO): transmembrane transport
Cellular component (GO): membrane
Molecular function (GO): ABC-type transporter activity; ATP binding
Source: RefSeq, a predicted model, not a curated record